GACGAACGCUUAGCCACGUCACUUCCUCCCCAUGUGAAUCCCUUCACAUGUGAGCAGGUUCUGUACAUCAACACUUGGUUUCUCCGGGUGUUUAGAGCACUAAGAACAGAUAUAUUUGGUCACUGAUUAGUUUCAGCGGGAGGAUGGAGUCUGCAGAAGAAGAGUCGCUGCUCGACUCAGAGGAGGAAAACAGCGAAUUAUCGGAUGGAGAGCUCCAAGAAGCCUUCAGUAAAGGGUUGUUAAAACCUGGAAUGAACGUUUUGGUGGAAAAAAAGAAGCAGUUCGUCUUCAAUGUGGAGGGUCUGAAACGGUGUCUCGGGAACUUGCGUAAAGAUCUUCCUUGGGUGGAGAGGUUAGAUGUCACCAAUCCACCUGCUGAAGACGUUCUCUCCAGAGUUGAAGGCAAAGUUCCUGCUGGGACCAACGGAGAACUUAACGCUGAGGACGACUUCCUGAGGGAGAUGUUCUUGUAA
Messenger RNA from Nematolebias whitei (Rio pearlfish), 473 nucleotides. Its product is annotated as probable rRNA-processing protein EBP2. Bases 144 to 473 code for a protein of 109 amino acids. Gene Ontology annotation, biological process: rRNA processing; ribosomal large subunit biogenesis. The record is from RefSeq and is a predicted model, not a curated record. The transcript is spliced from 3 exons. Gene Ontology annotation, cellular component: nucleolus; preribosome, large subunit precursor; nuclear periphery. Lineage: Eukaryota; Metazoa; Chordata; Actinopteri; Cyprinodontiformes; Rivulidae.